AUGGGAAGCCUCAAGCUGGAGGUCCUGGAUAAACCGAGUAUAGACAAGCCAUUCUCAGAAAUAUUCCUUACGGAGAGCCAGCGCCCACCCUCAUGGAUGGACCCAUUCAUUGAUUAUCUAACUAAGCAUAUCGAGCCACUGAACUGGACCAUCGCCACUAGGCUCCGCAGGAGGGCAACAGUAUACAAGGUCCUUCCCACUAUUGAAGUGCAUCUCCCUCGAGGAGGGGCAGCGAGUCCCGCUAUCGCUGCACAGUGGAGUUUGUGGCAAUCACACGGGCACGAGAAACCUGGCAUUCAAGAUAACGGUGCCCAGUUCAACAACAAUACACUCAGGGACUUCGUUGGCCAAUAUGGCACCACGAUCCGAUAUGCCUCCCCCGCGCACCCACAAACAAAUGGCCAGGUUGAGGCAGUCAACAAGAUCAUCAAGCAGAACUUGAAGAAGAGGCUGGAUGACGCCAAGAGUCUCUGGGUAGAGAAACUACCCGAGGUACUGUGGGCGAUAAGGACGAGUGGACGACCCCCACAGAAGCCAAUGGCGAGUCCCCUUUCUGCAUGUCCUUUGGCACCGAGGCAGUGA
Rosa chinensis is the source of this 582-nucleotide messenger RNA. RefSeq lists its product as uncharacterized. Gene Ontology annotation, molecular function: nucleic acid binding. The transcript has 2 exons. The coding region runs from base 1 to 582 and encodes 193 amino acids. Gene Ontology annotation, biological process: DNA integration. Lineage: Eukaryota; Viridiplantae; Streptophyta; Magnoliopsida; Rosales; Rosaceae. The record is from RefSeq and is a predicted model, not a curated record.